AUGCGCUUGGGCUGGCCUGUAGUGUCGAGCAUUGGGGCAGCCGCGCUUUGCGCGAUUUCCUGGGCUUCUGAGGAUUGGGUCAGGGCACGUGCAGAUCCGCCGCUUUGUGAGCACGAUGUUCGCUGUAUCCUCGGGCUCAGGUCGGCUGACUUGGUAGCUCAGCUCCGACCGGAUCCGUUGCACCCAUGGGAGAAGGCACCUCCCGAGCUUCACCGCUGUGGGGUCGCCUGGGCAGAUCUGCAAGUCGAUGGCAACGGGCUUUCCGUGCCGAUGGGGCCUAUGCCCCUGAACGCCUCCAAGUCCUCUGCCGCGGGCAGCUUUGAACUACUCGCGCAGGCCUGCCGUGCUGCCAUGUUGGUGUCCGUGGGUGCGGCUUUCUGCUUGACGAGCCUCGCAUGCACAUCGCUCCAAGUCCACAGGUACAGGUCACUGGAGCGUUUGGCGGUCGCGCUGCUUCUGGGCCACGUCGUCAUGGCCUGCGGAGCGCUUCUGGUGUUGGCCACCUGGUGCGCUGUUCGGGUGAAGCCAUGGAUCGCACAGAUCCUCUUUGUUACAACUGGGGGCCAGGCCGCAAUUUGGCCGCACCAUCUCGAGGUCUUGCCAGGGCCUGCUGCCAUCUGUUUCGGAUUGGCAGGGUUGCUGAGCUUUGGCGCCUCGCUGCUUCUCAUUGGCCGGCAGGAGUUGCCGGAUGGGGAUGCGGCUCAGGUCUGGGAGCUGAAGCCGGAGCCGGCCGAGCCGGCCGAGCCGGCCCCAGGGCCCAGAGAGCCGAGCAAGGAUAAGCUUGUUCGACUCGUGGCGCAGAGACGACGAGAGAUAGUCCACGACCAGUUGCGAUGGGCCGAUGCUUUGCUGGUGGGCUGUGCAGCUUGCUUUGCCGUGCUUCUGCUUUCUAGCCUUUGGGUCGUGGGCCAAAAGGCAGUCGACCUAGGAGUGAAGGAUGCCUUAAACAAGCCAACCUGGAGACGUGGGAGGUACCCCGGCGGCAUUCCAUGGCACCCUGAAGACUACCGGGAGGCCUGGCGUGAUGUGAAAGCCGCCGGUAUAUGUACUGGAAUUCGAACUGCCAUCAAGAUCGACGACUUUCGCAAGUCUGUGCAGCGCCACGCGGAUGAAACUGCGCAGCAGCUGAAGAAGCGGUUCAGAAGCGAACGCCUCGACUCCACUGAGGAAGGCGGCUGA
Symbiodinium natans is the source of this 1179-nucleotide messenger RNA. The record is from the annotation of a GenBank genome assembly. NCBI's taxonomy places the organism in Eukaryota, Dinophyceae, Suessiales, Symbiodiniaceae.